GGCCCAGUUCUACUGGGAAGCGGGAAUUUCCCACUUACAAUCGUAAAUUUAACUACAGUAGAACGCCCCUCCAGUGGGAAUUCCCUGUUGAAAAGUGGGAGAGUUCAAGAAUUCAAGAUGGCAGCUACUCAGCACAACUCAUCAGUCAGGAGGGAAAGAAUCGUUGCUGAGUCUUAAAGAAUCCACUCCUGUAGCUGCUUCCUGUGAUUUCUUACCGGAGAAGGGAGGGAGAGGAGAUUGUGAAUGGUGAUGAUGAAGAGGAGGAGCAGCAGCAGGAGGAGGAGGAGAGAGAGAGAGGACGGUCUUAUAAGCGGGAACACACACACUUUCCUCACACCACCUGCCUGCACAUCAGCUCUCGGGCCACACAGAGCCGGUCUGUUCGGAGCAGGAUGAAGAUGACUUCCUGUGUGUGGCUGCUGCUUCUGAAUGCAGCAGCAGUGACAGGAACUAUUUUUGGAGCGUUUGAGCGAACCGAGAGGAACUGUUCUGUGAUUCCACCGUACUUGCCCAGCACAGCGGUGAACACCACCKUCCAGCUGCGGGAGCUACGAGAGCGAAUGCUGUCUGUGAACAUCUCAGCUUAUAUUAUUCCCGGCACAGACGCUCACCUGAGUGAGUACAUCGCCCCGCGAGAUGCCAGGAUGGCCUUCAUGACUGGUUUUACAGGCUCUGCAGGCACGGCUGUGGUCACUCAGACGAAGGCAGCUCUCUGGACCGACAGUCGCUACUGGCUUCAGGCUGAGAGACAGAUGGACUGCAGCUGGGAGCUGGAGAUGGACGUUUCCAUCAGAAGUGUGGCAGAGUGGCUCAUAUCUGAGGUGCCUCCAGGCGGGAWCAUCGGCUUCGACCCUUUCUGCUUCUCCCUCAACACACAGGAGAACUACGCCGUCAGCCUGGAGUCGAGCGAACGCACCCUCAAGUCCGUCCCCAUCAACCUGGUGGAUGAGGUGUGGAAGGACAGACCCYCAGUCCCGCCUGACAGCCUCACCCGCCUGCCGGACCGAGUCAUACAAAGGUCAUGGCAGGUGAAGGUGAGUGACUUGCGGAAACUGAUGAGGGACAAUCCAUACCAGCCCACUGCGCUUCUGCUKUCAGCUCUGGAUGAAACGGCAUGGCUCUUUAAUCUGCGUGGAAACGACAUUCCUUACAACCCCUUCUUCUACUCCUACACUCUACUCACCUUGACUGAGAUCUGGCUCUUCGUCCACACCGAUCGUGUGUCUGAGGAUCUGAAGGUGUACCUGAACGCAUCGUGCUCAGGGCCUCUUUGUGUGCAGCUGAAAAGUUACGACUCGGUCCGCGAACACCUGAAAACCUACGUGGAGCGGCCRGGGGUGAAAGUGUGGAUCGGUACAGAGUACACAAACUACGCCCUGUAUGAGAUCAUAACCCCACAGGAGAAGCUAAUGACGAGCUCGUACUCUCUAGUCCUGACGAGUAAAGCUGUAAAAGAUGAAACUGAGCAGAAGAUCCUGAGGGAUGCUCAUGUGAGGGACGCAGUGGCUGUGAUCCAGCUGUUAAUGUGGCUGGAGAAGGUCGUUUCAAAAGGAACUGAGACCGAGCUGAGCGCUGCAGAGUACGUCAACAACUGUCGCAGCAAACAAAAUGACAGCAGAGGCCCAAGUUUUGAAACGAUCUCUGCGAGUGGACCCAACGCUGCUCUUGCUCAUUACAGCCCGACAUCUGAAACCAACCGGAGGCUGACGGUUGAUGAGAUGUACCUCGUUGACUCCGGUGGACAGUAUCUAGACGGAACCACUGACAUCACUCGGACCGUUCACUGGGGAACACCAACAACGAUGCAGAGGGAGGCCUUCACUCGAGUGCUCAUGGGAAACAUUGAGAUCUCCAGAACCGUUUUCCCCUCAGGGACAAAAGGUGUGAACAUGGAGAUGCUGGGUCGCCGGGCUCUGUGGGAGCUGGGCCUGAACUACGGCCACGGCACGGGUCACGGCGUCGGAAACUACUUUGGAGUUCAUGAGUGGCCAGUCGGCUUUCAGACCAACAAUAUUCCUUUCACAGCCGGCAUGUUCACUUCAAUAGAACCUGGAUAUUACAAAGAGAAUGACUUUGGGAUACGGAUCGAAGACGUUGUUGUGACGACACCCGCUCACACAAAGUUUGGACACAACUUCCUGACCUUUGACACCGUUUCACUUGUUCCGUACGACAGAAAGUUGAUCGACACGUCGCUCCUCAGUUCAGAGCAGGUCCAGUGGCUAAAUAAAUACUACCAGAAGAUCCGGGACCUGGUGGGUCCUGAGCUGGACAGACAGGGUCUGCGGGAGGAGAAGGACUGGAUGCUCAGGAACACGGAGCCCUUUGAGUCCGGCUCUUCGGCGGCGUGUUCGUCCUCCCUGACCUUCGUGGCCCUCGUCAUCGCUCUGCUCCACAACGUCGUCUGAGAUCAUCCCAGCAGAUCUUCAACCAGCUAUGCAGUCUCUCCUCAGCAGGUUGACACAUGCAGAAGGUUUUCAGUUGUAAAAUAUUUUAUUUAAUAAAUAAAUUAUGUGGUCAUUUGA
Austrofundulus limnaeus is the source of this 2525-nucleotide messenger RNA. It is a transcript of the gene xpnpep2, whose product is annotated as X-prolyl aminopeptidase (aminopeptidase P) 2, membrane-bound. Gene Ontology annotation, molecular function: metalloaminopeptidase activity. The coding region runs from base 393 to 2408 and encodes 671 amino acids. The record is from RefSeq and is a predicted model, not a curated record. The transcript is spliced from 22 exons. NCBI's taxonomy places the organism in Eukaryota, Metazoa, Chordata, Actinopteri, Cyprinodontiformes, Rivulidae.